AUGAACGAUGGGUGGCCCGGCCCCAGCAGCGCCCAGCGGCACCUGGCGGAGUCGGCCCAGUCGGUGCCGCGGGUGGACGGCGCGGCGCUGGCGGAAGACUGGGACCGCUCUGAACCUUUGUGCCUGCAAGGCCUCACUGCGGAUUGGUCCAUCACCCGGCAGCAGAUGGAGGCGAGCAAGGCGAUCUUUCGGCUGCGCCGGAGUUCCACGCUCCACGAGCACGGCUACGCAGGGCCCAUGGAGCGGGAGGUGACAUUGGCGGAGUAUUUCCAGGACGCGUUGCAGGGCACAGACGCGGUGAUCUUUGAGAACGACUUCUUGGGUCAAGCACCCGUAGGCCAAGGCUUCUUGGUGCCCAAAGUGCUGCAAGACAUCCACGGCAAGCCCCUGUUCAGCGCGGGCCGGCAGGACACGGGGGUGGGCCUGCAUCGGCACAAUGAGAGCUGGCUCGCCCAGAUCGAGGGGCGUAAGGCUUGGAUUUUGGUCCCACCGGACUCCCCGCGGCCCACGGAGAAAGCGCCGUGGCAGUACUUCUCGGAACGGCCGGGGAGGUCCCAGGUCUGCGUGGUGCUCCCGGGGGAGAUCCUCUUCGUUCCCCGGGGCUGGUGGCAUGGAACUUGGAACCUGGACGACAGCUUCGCUGUGGGUUGGGAGGCGGCGGAGUUUCCGUCGGAGGCGGUGGCGGCGGUGCUGAAGAAUGACUCGGACGCCCUGCAGCGCUUGGAGGGGGAGGAGCGCCUGUGGGCCUUGGAGCUUUGCGCGCGCAGCGGGAACCUGGAGAUGCUGAAGCAGCUCCAUGCGAUGGAGCCCGUGGGCCCGGAGCAGGCGCCCGCAGUGGCCAUCGCGGCGGCAAGGAGCGGCCAGGUGCCCAUUCUGGACUUCUUAGCGAGCAGCGGGCUCGAGGAGAUGAUGCUGCUGCAUAGGCACUGGUGGCUGCCGGCGUCGGGGUGCCGGGGCACCACCGCCUUGCACGAAGCGGCGAGCUGCGGCCAUGUGGCGGCCGUCCGGUGGCUCCUGCAACACGGCGAGGCGGAAACCGUGGCGGAGGAGGACGACGCGGGCUGCGUGGCGCUGCAUUUGGCGGCCACCCACGGGCAGCACCUGGCCUUGAAGGCCUUGCUGCACGCCAGGUGCCACCCAGACACAGUUCACGAAGCUUCCGGCACUACGGCAUUGCACCAAGCAGCGUUUGGCGGCCACGCGCCCGCCGCGGCCGUGCUUCUGUCGGCCCGCGCGGCGGUCAAUGCCGGCGACGCGCUGCAGCAGACGCCGCUGCACUAUGCUGCCUUGCGUGGGCAUUGCGAUGUGCUGCGUGUGCUCUUGGAGCACAAGGCCCAGGUCAACUGCGCAGACUUGCGCCGGAAAACGCCGCUGCACCACUGUGCCGAGGGCUUUCAGCUGCAGCGCGAGGUGCUGGUACCUUUGGUCUCGGCCUCUCCGGCAUCCCUGGACCGCAACCUGCCGGCGCUGCAGCUGCUGCUGGCCGCCCGCGCGGAACUUCGCCAGGUGGACCAAGACGGCCGCACAGCCUGUGAGCUUGCCUUGGCAGCCGGCCACACAGAUGUUGUGGCCUUGCUGACACCUGCUGCGCAAAAAGGGCCGGUGGGCCGGUGGGCCGCGGAGAAGCAGCAAUCUCAGUUUGCCGAUUCAGAUGUCCUGAGCUCGGCUUUGCGGCAGGAUGCUGUGCACGUGUUUGAGCCGCAGCCAGCGGGGCUGGUGCCCUGCUUCCGCAGCGAAGUGGCCCGCAAGAGCACCGAGCCCAGGUUCAAGUACGCGGGCAUCACAGCAGCACAAGUCUGCCGGGGCUUGGAAGACCAGGACGUGAUUCUCACCAUCGAGGAUUGGAACCGCUUGAGCGCCCCCUUGGUGCUGGGAGAAGCCGUGACCAGCUUCGCGGAGCUAUGGAAGGCAGCAGGGGAGCGCAGUGUGAAGCUGCCCAUUUGCAAGCGCCAAGGCCCAAGGCUGGAGGGCUUGACCAAAUGCACCUUCAACCAGAUCAAGCGGAUGCGGCGCGUGGCGGGCAGAAGGGAGCCGCGGCGCACCACGGGCUUCGCGCAGCUCACACGGCUGGGGAGCGUCUUGAGCCGCGCCACGGUGACGAAGAGCAGCUCCCGCAGCCGCUCCAGCUCCGCGUCCCCGGUGCCCUCCAAGGAGCUACGAGCUUCCCCGAGCAAGGAGAGGCAGAGCUACGCGCUAGCCCGCUCCUCCACCCUCGUCAGCAUCAGCAAGGAGAGCAACGCGCGCUCCGGGGGCAGCGAGGAGUCGGGCUCCAAGGAGGCCGCGCGCCAGGCCUCUAAGGUCUCGCGGGCCUCCUCCCGGGACGCGGUGGCGCGGGGGCAAAGCUUGAAGCGCGGCGCCUCCAAGACGCUGAGCCGCAGCUUCUCGCUGCGGAAGACCUUGAACGCCCUGACCGGGUGGUCGGAGGAGGACUCGACCUCCCAGCCGGGCGGAACAACGCUGCGAAAUCUCGCCGCGUAUCAGUCCACCAUGUCCAUGACACGGACCAACGGUACGGCAGGCGUUUCCGCCAGCGACCGCACGCUCUUCUUUGGACCCGUGGUGGGACAGCUUACCAUUGAGCAACUGAUCCUGGAGCGGAGUUACACUUUCCUGGACUACGUCCGAGGCGGCUUGGAGCUCCGGAUGAUGCUGGGCAUUGACUUCACACGGUCCAACAUGGAUACUAUGAACCCCGAGUCCCUGCACAGUCUCUGUGAGAAAGAGCUGGCCACCGCCUACGAAGACGCCAUUUGCGCCCUGGGCCAGGUGCUGAGGAGCUACGACACGACGGGGCACUACUCGGUCUAUGGCUUCGGGGCAAAGAUCCCGCCGAGCCACACUGUCUGCUCCAACUGCUUUGCCCUGACGGGGGACUUUCUGCAUCCCCAGGCGCGGAUCGGAAUUUGGAGAGGGAGGCCGCAGUGGCACCGCUGGUACGGACGGAUGCCGAUCCUGCGCGCCGCAUGCCAAGGGGUGGGUAUGGAUGAAAAGCGCGGCAUGUUCGGCGCCGGCGUGGCGGCCAAAUUGAAGACGGCGCUCACGGCUCGCGAAGCGCGGGUCCAUGCAGUGAGCCUGGUGCUCAAAGAACUGACGGAGGAAGCGAAAUGA
Molecule: messenger RNA, 3108 nt
Organism: Effrenium voratum
Lineage: Eukaryota; Dinophyceae; Suessiales; Symbiodiniaceae
Source: the annotation of a GenBank genome assembly